AUGCCCAUAGCCAUUGUAACCUUGGCAGAAGCAGGAGGGCCAGACACCUUUUAUGAGGCGGAGACCAGGUACCGGGGUCAUGUGAGUGUGGUGGGCCCAGGCCACUCCCUGCAGACCAGCAACCUAAGCUGGAAGGAUGCGGGGCCUUACCGAGCCCACAUGAACCUGAGGAGCUCCCGCAUCACCCGCACUCGGGAGUACCAGCUGCAAUUCUAUGCCUUGUCCAGCAUCCGGAAGCUCGGACAUCCGGAAGCUCGAUGUGUACGGCAGAGACCCCUCCUGGAGAGAGAUGUAAUUACAACACAGUUCUGUGCCGGUGCGCCUACACGGCCUUCACGUGAGCAGCUGGCCCGGCCCCGUGUCACACUGAGCUCCAGGAUCGGUGAGAGUGGACACUGUAUCUUCAUCCUGACAUGUGAGGCCGAAAGCAGAGGAGGCUCUGUGACCUACAGCUGGCUACCUCUGGGACCCCGGACUGUUGUGUCCCGUGGAGGGUCUGUCCUCAGUGUCUCCUCAAGGCUCAGGGACAGGGCUCUGACCUUCACCUGCGUGGUCAAGAACCCAGUCAGUAACAGCAGCUCCCUCCCCGUCUCAGUGCCGUCCUCGUGUCCAGGGCCAGGAAUCCUGGGAGGGGACACGGUGGGGGAGACAGUGACCGGUCUCCUCGGGGACUUGGCCAUUCUGCCCCUGGAGGUCCCGGUUGGGCAGGAAGUGGAAAAGGUCACCUGGAGCUCUGGAGAGCUUGUUGCCAUUAUGCAAGCGGGGCCAGGAGGCCAACGGGUCCUGGCUGCCGGGAGUCAGGCACCAUACAGCAGACGGUGGAGUGCCCUCCACCGCGGCUACUCUCUUCAGAUCAGGCCCCUGAGGCUGCAGGACUCUGGCCUCUACAGAGCCUGGAUCACCCUGCCUGCAGAGUCCCCGGAUCAACAUCACCAAGGAUUUCACCCUGCGCGUUUACGAGAAGCUGCAGGAGCCCAAUAUCACUGUCAGCUCCCAGAUCACGAAGGAUGGGGCCUGUUACAUCACCCUGAUCUGCUCCCUGUGACAGGCCGGAGAGGAUGUUCAGUACAGAUGGGCACCCCUUGGCCAGGGGGCAGUUAUGUCCCAUGGGGGAACCACUCUCCGUGUCUCCUGGAGACUCGGGGUCAGCGACAGCUAUCGCUGCACGGCUAGCAGCCCGGUCAGCCAGAGCUCCAGCUCCAUCCCCACCAGGCCCCUCUGCCCAGGUGACCCCUUCCUUGUGUGGGCCCCCACCCUGGCAGCCUUGGUCCAGGAGCUCAGC
This is a messenger RNA of Leptonychotes weddellii (Weddell seal), 1282 nucleotides long. The record is from RefSeq and is a predicted model, not a curated record. NCBI's taxonomy places the organism in Eukaryota, Metazoa, Chordata, Mammalia, Carnivora, Phocidae.